Messenger RNA from Cyclopterus lumpus (lumpfish), 4110 nucleotides. It is a transcript of the gene mtf2, whose product is annotated as metal response element binding transcription factor 2. The transcript is spliced from 15 exons. NCBI's taxonomy places the organism in Eukaryota, Metazoa, Chordata, Actinopteri, Perciformes, Cyclopteridae. Gene Ontology annotation, molecular function: chromatin binding; DNA binding. Bases 271 to 2115 code for a protein of 614 amino acids. The record is from RefSeq and is a predicted model, not a curated record. Gene Ontology annotation, cellular component: nucleus. Gene Ontology annotation, biological process: regulation of DNA-templated transcription; chromatin organization.
GGGGGGGUCCGACGGUCAGCGACCUCUCCGGAGUUUAAGCUUUGCAUGUGGGUCGUUCAUGCUAACAAUCGAGCCUGGCUGCUCGCUAUUUAUUUUAUUACCAGACAUUCAGAAGGCAACGUUUUCUCCAACUGGUCCUUUGUCGUCUCUAGUGGCUCGUAUUGAUCAUGUUCACUCAGUGUCUGAACAAAGGGAAUCUUGAACUGUGGCCAAAGGGAAAUGGAAAAUAUCAAUCUUAAAACCUCCAACGUUAACUUUUAUUAAUGAAUAAUGUUUUGCAGCAGAAGAGACUCCGGGGUUGUAGAUCACCUGUCUGUCCAUCACAGAGCUCUCCCCCAGCGGCAGCAGCAGGCUGUGACCUUGUCCACCACAAGCCUUUCUGCUAGGGGAGAGUAUGGAGAGGACGGCAUGUCUGACAGGUUCACAGAAGGACAGGACGUAUUGGCCCGCUGGUCAGAUGGCUUGUUCUACUUGGGGACAAUCACCAAGAUAAAUCGGGACAAGCAGCGAUGCUUCGUAGUUUUUGAGGAUCGGUCAAAGUCUUGGGUUCUGUGGAAGGAUAUCCAGACAGGGGAUGAAGAUGAUGAGGAGGAGGAUGAUGAGGACGACGACAUUGUGUGCUCUAUAUGCCAGGAUGAAACUUCAGAUGAACCCAAUGAAAUAGUCAUUUGUGACAAGUGUGGACAAGGCUACCAUCAGCUGUGCCACUCCCCCAUCAUCGACGCCUCUGUCAUUGACUCAGAUGACAAGUGGCUCUGCUCAGAUUGUGAGCUCACUUCUAUACCUAAGAGGGUGGCUGCACACAUGAGGGGAGCACCUGCUACGGGCUUUCUGCAGCAGCAGCAACAGGAGGAUACGGAGCUGCACCUGUCUCUCCCAUACGCUCUGGACGAGCUGGUUUGGGACCAGGGCCACAAGACUAACACCCAGCGGUGCUACUGCUACUGUGAAAGUCCAGGAGAUUGGUACCUGAAGAUGCUGCAGUGCAACGGGUGUCUGCAGUGGUUCCAUGAGGCGUGUCUCCAUUGCCUACAGAUGCCCAUGCUCUAUGGAGACAGGUUUUAUCUGUUUAUUUGUUCCGUUUGCAAUGGUGGACCAGAGUACCUCAGCCGACUGCCUCUCACAUGGGAGAAUGUCACACACCUGAGCCUGUACAACUUGAGUGUGAUUCACAAGAAGAAGUACUUUGACUCAGAGAUGCACCUGAUGUCUUACAUCAAUGAUAACUGGGAGCUUCUGCAGCUGGGGAAGCUUACUAACACUCCCCGAUCAAAGCGAUAUGCAAGUGUUCUGGAGGCAUUAAACAACAACAGGAGCAUGUUCAAGUCAGGGAAGGAGAUUAAGAAAAAUAAGCACUUGUUUGGGCUGAGGAUCCGUUUCCCUCCUGCUCCCCCCAACUCUGAUGAGCCAACCGGCAGAGUGAUGGAGAGGGCUUCACAUGAGAUCCCCUUCAAGGGAUGUAAGUCCACCCAGAACCGGUCUGGCAUGAGGACUUUAACCAAUGGCACAGAUAAGAAGAAAAAGAGGAAGCAAGGAGCACAUUCUCUGGAGACUCUGGCUAAACCACAACGCAGUGAACUCUUAUCCCAGGACAUAAAGCAUCUGCCUCUAGAGCCCAACACAUUGGAUCACUUAACCUCUAUCAAGACUGAGAGGUCUCUGCUGUCGACUUCAGAUGUGGAAUCCAUAGGAGCCCCGAGCACCACAGAAACUACCUCAACUAGCAUUUCUAGACCGUCCAGCUGUAGCUCCAGCAAGACGCGACCGACAGCCUGCAUCAUGCCCGUUUCUGCUCCACCCUUAAAGAGGAAACGUGGGCGGCCACGAAGGGCCCUGCAGCCCCCCAACCCAGAGAUCCCGCCUCCGAGCCAUGCAGACCCAAACCUCUCAGCUACGGAGAUGAUGAGCCCACUCCCAGGGCUUCACUCCACAGAUAUAGUUCAUGGCAUGGACCCCAACAGCCAGCUCUCCCACCUCAAGAGCUCCAUCAGCAGCUAUUUCGGAGCAGCAGGGCGACUUGCUUGUGGGGAAAAGUACAAAGUCCUGGCACGACGGGUCACCCUUGACGGCAAGGUGCAGUACCUGGUGGAGUGGGAGGGAGUCACUGCCUCCUAGACUUGUCAUUGUCGUCAUGACUUCUAACUUUUUACCAGGGCCUGCAAGAGGUUUCUGGCUGUGCUAAGGACACGUGUUCACAGCGAUAAUUGAUAUAUAUACCAUGGUUUAGUUUAGACGGGAGCCAAGUUUUCCUGUUGAGCUUACUGCAAAGCCUACUGGUUCAGUGCACAUUUAAAAACGUCUUUUCCUCAUGUGUUAUAAAGAUUACAAUUAUUUGAUCAAGACAAGGCAUUGUUAUUAUACCACACCAUAUUUGUGUUCUGCUUUUAACUUUCAUUAUUUGCUUUGAAUGUUUUCAGCAACCGUGUUUAUUCAGGGGCACAUAACUGAUCAGUGCACUGCAUCUGUAGGCUUACAGUGAAUCGUUAUUGUACUUUAUUUUUAAUCCAGGUAUCUGCUUUUCAUUUCCUGACCAGUUAAGUAUAAAAACUGUAUUUUUUUGGGGGGGGGGGGGCAAUGUGGUUGGUCAGGCAGUAAAAGGUAAAUCUUAGAGGAUAAGAGGGAGGGACAUGUUCAAAAGAAAUUCAUUAAUUUUACUGCUGCAAUGACUAAUUACAUAUGUUUUGUUACAUUUAUUUUCUUACCAACUUGGUAAAUGUUGAUUUUUACAAAUGUCCUUUCCUCUAGCCCCAGCUACAAGUACAUAUUGGUCCCUUUUUUAGCAGCGAUAUCCUUCUGUGAAACUCAAGACCGAAGAGAUGUGCUGCUGAAAUUGUUUUGAAUUAUACUACAUUUUAUUAUGACCUUUCAACUAGUCCUUUCUCAAAAGUAUUUUUUUUUUCUGUUCAGCAUUUUCUUUUUUAUUCAUUGCACACAACAAAUUAUUAAAAAAAAUGUUGAUUAGAUCAUUUGAGCUUUUUAGCUCCUACAAGGCAGCAUUGUUCAUGGUAAAGUUCUUUAAAUCCCUUUUUGUUGGUCAAAGCUCCAAGUUAAAAUUUAAAUGUGAGAUUCUGAAAAAUGCAUACAUUUUGUUUUCAUAGUAAAGAUCUUUUUUCGAGAUCUCAACCGCAGUAGUCAAAAUGAAUUAACCUUUUAAAAACAUUUUAUUUGAAAUUGAUUAAAAUUACUUAACUGUUGAUUGAAAUCUUUAAGGAUCUAUUUUCUUUUUAGAUUGUCUGAUUAGUUAUAAACAAAAUAAGGUGCUGCAUAAGAUUAAUGCCGUUUACCCAGUUUUCAUGCUAAAGAGUUCAGAAGUGUUUUGAUUUUUUUUGUUUUUGUGCUGCCUAUGCAAGUUAGUCCUUGAUAAUCGUGUCGUUCAGUCUAUUAAUGGACCAUACGGCUUGAUAAAGGGGUGCUUCAGCAUUAUUAUGAUGAUUUGACUCGGUGUUUAAAUUGUUUGUGUGACUGGUGCAAAAUGUACUUUAAUUUUUGCUUUUACAGUCAAGUUCACCUUGUAGUGUACACACUCAGGAUAUGUUUCACUGUAUUGCAUAGGCCUGCCUUUGCAGCUCGCCAGGAGGUUUAGAUAUAUAUGUUAUUCACUCAGUGUUGUUGGUCAGUAUUUUUCUAUUGGCUCCUCCAUUUUACUUUGAACCAUAUGUAAGCUUUUUUUAAAUUUUGUAUGAGUAAAACAAAUUUGUAGUUCAUUUUUACUGCGCCACUUUCUGGUUUAAUCCGAGUCAGAAAAAGUCACUGGAAAACUAAUAUGCUGUAUGUCACUGCAUGAGGUAAAUAUUAAUUUAGUUCGACUGUCUCUUUUUACAGAUGUUUUCAAUUUUUUUUGUUGAAAUGGAAAGAGCUUUUUGACAUUGAUACCUCUUCAUUGUACGGAUGUAGUCGGUGUGUGUAAAGCUCGUCUCCUCUGUUCAGCCAGUCUCAGUCUCCAUGUUGUUACCACUGGCUUCCAACAGGCUUCUGCAGCCAAAGAACAUACAUGUAACGUCUGCUUCGUCUUUUGAGAUUCCUAUUACAUUUUUAUACAUUAUUACAUAGGUUGACGUGAUACUUCUGAACCUGUUUAGUUAAAGGAUUAAUAAAAGCCGAUAUUUUGAA